UUUCUCAUAUGAAAUAUUUUAAUGUAGUAAAAUGCGGUUACCCGCCUAUCGACAGCGAGACUCGCUGAGCGAGUCGAUUAAUCGAGACUAGCCGGAACGCCGAGCGCGAACGGCGUGAGCCAUGGCUUUCAUCCCCACCACCUGACUGCCGCCUGACUACCGUCUCGGACUUGGAAAUUGAGACUAUUGAAAGAAAGUUUAUCCUCCAACAUGGUUGUAGCUGGUUGUAGUAAAAAUUUAUUAAUCUUGCAUAUAAUUUUUAUGCAUUUAUUCUGACUUCAAAUCAUCAUUUGAUACUUUCUCUCUCGUUUGAUUUUUGGAGACACCACUCUUAGAGGAAGUCCGCAGCCACAUGACUAAAGAAAACGAGGAAUUUAAUAAGCAAAGCGCUGUGACAUAAUAGAGAAUAAAAUGACAAAUACGUGUGUUGUGUGCAAAAAACAAUUUAUUCCGUUUGAUACAUCUCGAAGUUUUCACAAAUUUCCUGUUAAUGUUGAAAUGAAAAAGAAAUGGAUGGAAGCUAUUGGUGUGACAACGGUUUGUAAGACAGCCAGCAUAUGUAGCGACCACUUCUAUGAAGAUUCAUUUCAUCAGACUGAUGGAUAUACAAUUUUGAGACGUUUAGUAUCAACUGCUGUCCCUUUUAAUCGAAACGGUCAAUUAUCUUCACCAAUCAACAACGUACCUACUCAAAUACUUGAUGACAUAACAAAUCAUCAAGAUACGACAAUAAGUGUCGAAAAUACAUUUUCAACAAAUACGAAUACUAGUGGCUUUGAGACACAUAAUCAUUUAAGUUCCAGAAAUAGUAUUAAAAGAAAAUCAUCUGUCGUCAACAUUCACCCAACAAAAUUUUGUUUUAUGGUCGGAAGUCAGUCAGAGUUUUUUCCAAAAGAGCACUUUGCUUCAGAUGAAGCUUGGGAGCGAUUUGUAAGAGUUAUGGCUGCUGAAAAAUCUAAAAAAUCUGCUAUCCAUAUGAAGUUAACUAAAAAAGAAAAAAUAAAUACUAAUAUAAGAGAACUAAUCAAAAUCAUGAAAGAGAAACAGUUUUCUAAAGCUGCUGAAUGUUUACAGGAAUUACCUGAACAUUUACAAGAAUUGAUAAUUCGAAUAAAAGAAAAACAAACUACGACUGCGUUUCCUGCUCAAUUAAAAAAUUUGGCCAGAUCCUUACAUUUUUACUCUCCAGCUGCUUAUGAGUUUGUGAGACAAAGCUAUCUCAAGUGUUCCCGUCAAAUCUCUUAGUAAUUGGUUGUCUUCAAAAAAUUAUAAACCAGGUAUUUCUGAAGAAUUAAUAAGACACGUGUCAAACAUGGUGAAGCAAGGAUUUUAGAAAGGCAAAAAGCUUAUUUUUAAUGUUACGAGUUGUUUUAGCUUAUUUUUAAUGUUACGAUUUUUAAUGUUUAUUUGACGAGAUGAACAUCCAUAAAUGGAAACAUUGAGAUAAAAAUGCUCACAAAUGGAAAGGUGUCGUCGAUUUAGGUGGACAGUUGGAUGAAAUUGAUAAUAAUAAUGAACUUAAGAUAGCUACGAAAGCAUUAGUUUUUAUGCUAGUCUGCAUUAAUGGGUCGUUUAAAACACUCAUUGCACAUUACUUAAUUAAUUCUUUAACAGAUAAAGAAAAAGCAAUACUUUUAAAAGAUUUAUUGAUAAAACUUAGCCAAAGUGACAUUGAAGUAGUUAGCACUACUUUUGAUGGUGAUAAAACACAUGUAAGAGCAUGUGAAGUAUUAGGCACUAAUUUUAAUUACAAAGAUAAGAACAAUUUUAAACCGUACUUUAAACACCCAAAUACUUUAAAACCUGUCUACGUGUUUUUUGAUCCGUGUCAUAUGCUCAAGUUAGUAAGAAAUUAUUUUGCAUUAGAAGGACCUAUAAUAUAUGAUAAAAAAGAAAGUAUUAGUUGGGAAUACAUAAAAAGGUUACACAAUAAGCAAAUUAGUGAGGGCUUGCACAGUGCAAGCAAAAUAUAAGAUAGACAUGUUUAUUUUCAAAACGAAAAAAUGAAAGUUUCACUGGCGGCGCAAGUAUUAAGUUCAAGCGUAUCAAAUGCAUUACAUUUCCUUGAAUUUGAAAUUAAAGAUAAAAACUUUGAAAAAGCUUCAUUUACAGCAAAAUUUUGUAAAACAAUAAAUGAUAUUUUUGAUGUUUUAAAUGUAAAGAACAAAUUUUGUAAGACGCCAGAACGAAAAGCUGUUACCAAAGAUUUUUUUUAUCCCAAUUCAAAACAAAAAUUGAUGGAUUCAUUGAUUAAAUUGAAAAAUUAAAAAUUGAUGUACCUGUUGCGAGAAAAAACAAUAACAUAACGACAACAGACAAAGAAAAUUCUAUAAUUAAUAAUAAUCAAGUAAUACAAAAAAUUGUAAUUCAGUCCUUGAAAGCAAAUCUGUUAAAACGGGGUUUCUUCGCUUUAUUAUUUGUCUAAAACACUUAUUUAGUCUUUGUACAGAUUUGAUACAAAAUAAUAUUGUUCAAUUUGUUUUAAGUUAUAAACUAUCUCAGGAUCACGUUGAAAUGUUUUUUGGUUUAAUAAGAAGAAUGAAUAGUUAUAAUAAUAAUCCAACAACAGUACAAUAUCAAUCUGCUUACACUAAAUUAUUAGUUAAUAAUAUGAAUGUUUUAGUAUCUACUUCAGCGAGCUGUACUCCGCAAGACAAUACAUUAUUAAUUUCAGACGUAACUAACAUUACUGAAAUAAAACAAACAAUAGCAGAUAAUGGAAAAUACAUCAAUUUCAAAAACUAAUACGGAAAUUCAUAAUAAAAAAGAAAGAAAAAAAGUCCCACAACAAAAGCAAAUUAGUAAUUUUCCAGUUUAUAAUUAUUUGAAAAGUAAUCAUAGUAUACUAUUUGAUUACAAUUAUUGCGGAAACGCAGGUUGGUAUGUUUCUGAUUAUUUUGAGGAAAUCGUGAAGCAUAUAGCUGGUUCAAUAGUACAUUCACUGAAAAAAAAAUUAAUUUGUGAAAUUUGUAAAGAUAUGUUAGAAGGUGAUAGUGAUAAAUCAAAAUUAACAAUUUUUAAAAAUUGUGGUGGCUUGCAUUUUCCUUCGAAAGAUGUCAUUUUGAUUUGUAUGAGUGCUGAGAAAAUAAUACGUCAACAUACUUAUUUAUUGUUAAAAGAUAUAAAUAACAAGCUUAUAACAAAAACACUACAACUACUUCCUAAUGCAAUUUUAGAUAACAAUAAUCAUAUUUUAGAUCAAGAGCCUUUGUAUGAUCAUCGACACCAAUUGAUUAUUCUUAUUAUACAAAAAUAUAUCGAUAUUCGUUUGACACACAAAAGUAAAUGCUCCAAAAAUGAUUCUAAAAGAAUUAGAAUGCAUUAUAAUAAGCUAACGAUUUUCAGUGGCCAAUAAUAAUAUAUUAACUGAUAAAAACAUAGAUAAAAGUUGUAUACUUUCUAUAUGUUUGAUGUUAAGUUUAUAAUAAAUAAGAGUUCAAGUUUGAAUAUAUAUUAAAAAUACGUAAAAUGUUUUAUUAGAAUAUUUUAUUAUUAUAACAUUACAAAUUUUUGUUAUGUAUAAGCGUUUAUGUAAAUAAAAAACUUCAUGU
Molecule: messenger RNA, 3551 nt
Organism: Solenopsis invicta (red fire ant)
Lineage: Eukaryota; Metazoa; Arthropoda; Insecta; Hymenoptera; Formicidae
Exons: 4
Coding region: 412-1245 (277 amino acids)
Source: RefSeq, a predicted model, not a curated record